Myripristis murdjan (pinecone soldierfish) is the source of this 2643-nucleotide messenger RNA. It is a transcript of the gene kdelr3, whose product is annotated as KDEL endoplasmic reticulum protein retention receptor 3. Gene Ontology annotation, cellular component: membrane. Gene Ontology annotation, biological process: protein retention in ER lumen. Gene Ontology annotation, molecular function: ER lumen protein retrieval receptor activity. Bases 356 to 1003 code for a protein of 215 amino acids. The transcript has 5 exons. The record is from RefSeq and is a predicted model, not a curated record. Lineage: Eukaryota; Metazoa; Chordata; Actinopteri; Holocentriformes; Holocentridae.
GUGGCCGAGCUGUCAGCCACGUCAUCGGCCCUGUCACAACUUUUCCCCUUUUUCUCGGGACCCUUGCAACUACAGAGGAGUUUCUAUGCGGCAUCAUCUCAAACUGCACCGACUCCCCAUGCCUGUAGGAGACGAGCCAGCCAGACGCCAGCCCGCCCGGAGCCGUCCCGUGUAGCCUCUCAUUUGUUGCAACUCUAUUCAUUUUUCUCGCAGUUUUGCUUUCCCAUGAGAGCAGGAGUUUGUGGCUUUUUUUGUAAUAACCCCCAGUCCUGUGGCGCAACGACUUGUACGCCCAGUGGUGUGAGGUUUUUUCUUUUUUCUUUCCUUUUCUUCUUUUUUUUUAAUUUGAGACAAAAUGAACAUCUUUCGCCUGGCGGGUGACGUGUCACAUCUGGUGGCUAUCAUCAUCCUGUUUCUGAAGAUAUGGAAGUCCAAAUCCUGUGCUGGGAUCUCGGGGAAAUCCCAGGUGCUGUUUGCCCUGGUGUUCACUUCCAGGUACCUGGACCUGUUCACUGUCUUCAUCUCUGCCUACAAUACAAUCAUGAAACUGGUGUUCCUGGUUCUGUCCUACGCCACUGUGUACCUGAUCUACAUGCGCUUUAGGGGCAGCUACGACUCGGAGAACGACUCGUUCCGUGUCGAGUUCCUGUUGGUGCCCGUCACCGGCCUGGCCUUCCUGGAAAACUAUGCCUUCACCCCACUAGAGAUCCUGUGGACCUUCUCCAUCUUCCUGGAGGCGGUGGCCAUAAUGCCCCAGCUCUUCAUGAUCACCAAGACGGGCGAAGCAGAGUCCAUCACCACCCACUACCUGUUCUUCCUGGGUCUCUACCGAGCCCUCUACCUGGCCAACUGGGUGUGGCGUUACCACACUGAGGGCUUCUUCGACCAGAUUGCCGUGGUGUCCGGCGUGGUGCAGACCAUCUUCUACUGUGACUUCUUCUACCUUUACGUCACAAGGGUUCUUCGGGGAAGUGGAAAGAUGAGCCUGCCGAUGCCAGUUUAAGAGGAGCCUGUGGCAGACAGCUACCAUUCUGUGCCUACUACAGCUCAGCAUCUGAACACAUACCUUGCCCUUCAGCUGUACUUAGCAGGGGGACUAAUGGUCUGACGUUACUGUGUAGACCAAGAUGAGUUCACCCCUGAGAACAUGACUUUCUGUCUGAUUGUUAUGGUGUGUGUCUGUGUUAUUGCACAUGUGUGUGUGUGUGUGUGUGUGUGUGUGUGUGUGUGUGUGUGUGUGUAUGUGUGUGCAUACAUGCCUAGUGGUGGUCAACACUUUGUGAUUACAGUAUGUCUGUUUUUUUUCCCAAAAGAUGAAAAAGUGACAUUGGAAAUGUGUCCCUGAUGUGCAUGUAGAGGGUAAAUUCAGGCAACUGAGUAAUUCUAUGCAUUUGGAGUUGUGCGUUUGUUAAUUCCUUGUUUUCCUUCACAGCAGAUGAGAUAGACUCACUUUAGACACAGCCAAAUGCUUUUUGUGACAUUUAUUUCAUUUUCAUACUAUUUGUUAGAAUGCUGGAUCCACAAAAAAUGUAAAUAUGGUUGGUUGAAACAUAUGGUAUAACACUCAGGUAGUCUCGAGUGCAUAGUGAAGUCAUGCUGUAUGUAACUUUAGUUUUAAUAAGGGGUUUCUACAGUUUUGCUGUCCAAAUUUGACAAAAAUCAUUUUUGCCCAAUGACUUUGAGUAGAUUUAGUUAUUCUUGUAUUUUCAGGUUCUAGUAUAUUGUUAUGGGAACCCACACUUGGACUUGGACUUGGAGCAACUGAUAAUGUAAUAACUGAUCUAUGUCACUUGUUAUAGUGCAAUGUAAUAGCCCUCCAAAUGGGUCAAAAGCAUAAUGAAACCUCUUACUGUAAUAAAUAGCUUAGUUAACAAGUGUUAUCCUGUAAGGGGUAUAACAUUUUUAAGAUGUGUAAUUAUACUGACUAAUAAUGUAUGCACAUUUUUACACUAUUUGUCAUUAUUAUGAGAUUACAAUAUAGUACUCAGUAUAGUAUACCACUUAUUAUACUGGCUAUUUAAUGUAAUAAUGUGAGGUUAUGAUAUUAUCUGGGAAUUUACCUCAGUAACAUGGUUAAAUAGAUUUUUAACCCAUUUAGAGGGAUAUUUUGACAUGUUAUUGCAUUAUUCAACAGAAAUUACAUUAUCAGUUUGUACAAGCCUCAUAGUUGUUUUUUUUUUUUUUUUUUUUUUUUUAAUAACACUCACAGAUUAUAUAAAUUGUAAAUUUGUCACUGAGUGUGCCAAGAAGUAUGUGUCUUUUUCUUUGGGUCUGUAAUGCUGCAGACACUCCAUGGCAAUCUUUUUCUAUUAUCUGCAAACCAUAGUUUUAUUCCUUAAUGCCACGUAUGUUACUAUUUUAUGUAUUUCAUCUGUAUUUUCUAUUUCUGUGUAAUUUCUUUAUGGGAGCAAAAAGGGCUAAACAUUUUUUUCAUGUCACAAAUGAAACCAAAGAUGGACCAGAUAAAAGCUGCAGAGAUGCAGUGAGUGAAAUGCUCUGUACUAAAUAUGAUUCACUUCUUACGCCAGACUGUCUUUCAUGGGCCAUUACCUUAACCUAACUGUCUUGUGUCAGGGCAAAAUGGGAAAAUGGUAAUAGAAUAACACUUUUAUGGUGCUUAUUAACAAUUGCGGUACAUGUGUU